Arabis nemorensis is the source of this 852-nucleotide messenger RNA. The record is from the annotation of a GenBank genome assembly. Lineage: Eukaryota; Viridiplantae; Streptophyta; Magnoliopsida; Brassicales; Brassicaceae.
AUGCCAAUCGGGUGGGUCAAAUCGUUACAUUGCAAAUCAAGAGCUUACGACGACGUUUAUCAUCAUCACUCCAACAAUGGUAAACUCUUGUUGCCAAGUUACAGCUGCAGAAAAUCCGUUAAAGACGUCGUCGCUAAUACCCGACCCGGAUCCGGAUCCGGAUCCGUUUACAAAAGCCCAAAACCCGACCCAAAUCGAAACCGUUUCCGUUCCUCCUCUUGUCGACCCGAAUCAGAACCCAAUUCUUAUAACCCGACCCGACGAAGCGUAUCCGUACGAUCUUCGUCGGAAUCCACGGCGGUUCCGGUGCUCACCGAUCUCCCCGACGGCCAUCCGUCGAGAAACGUCGUCGAGAUUAUAUUCCAAUCUAGCUGGAGCUCCGAUGAGUUUCCGGGUCGGGUCGAAAUGAUUUUUAAAGUCGAAAACGGGUCUAAAGCUGUGACCCGGUUUGAGGAAUACAGAGAGGCUGUGAAAUCGAGAUCGAGGAGGUUGAAAUUGGAUUCCGAUGACGGAGGCGCGUGCGAUGAAGACGCGAGGUGUUCGGCUGAUGGGAACGAGACGAUGAGAUUUUAUCCGAUGGGUCCGAUUCCGGGAGGGAUUAACGGCGGCGCGUGGGUUUUUCCCGGAGGUAAAGGAAAUGCGAUUUGUACGUAUUCGGGGAGCGGCGAAGCGCAUGUUAGCACAGGAGGCGGAGGAGGGAGGAGAGCGAUGUUGAUUUGUAGAGUAAUUGCGGGUCGGGUUGGGAAGAGAGGUGAAUUCGGGUCGGAUUCUGUAGCGGGUCAAGGUGGUGAGUUGAUUGUCUUUGAUGCUCGCGCGGUUUUGCCUUGUUUCCUAAUCUUUUUCAGAUUGUAA